AGUUGAAUGAAAUUUUGGAAAAGGAACAUAAUAGUGAAGCCUAUGUUACGAACAGAACAUUGAAGACACUUCUAAUUGACAACUUUGGAGAAGAAUUAUCAUUUACAUAUCCAAAAGAUAGGAAGAAAUCACAGAUGUUUUAUUUAUCUGACACACAAACUACUGCAACAGUUAUAGAAACAAUGCGAUCAAACAACCCAAUUGAAGUAUGUGCAAAUAAAUUGAGAUCAGAGUGUGAGAACUUUGACUUUAACCUCGAUAACAGCUUCAGAUAUGCCAGUGAUUUAGAGCUAAGUUUACAGUACUAUCAUUCAAGUAGUGCACUUCCUUAUUGGGAGAAGUUUUUCAAAAUAUUAUUUUCCAAUCGAAGUUAUUCAGAACAGAUUAAAAGGAAUACCUUCUAUGAACUCAUUUCGUAUCUAACGAAGCGUAGACACAAACAUAAGGCGGGAAAAUUACUCGACAAAAUUAACAAAUACUAA
Hydractinia symbiolongicarpus is the source of this 482-nucleotide messenger RNA. RefSeq lists its product as uncharacterized. The transcript has 3 exons. Bases 135 to 482 code for a protein of 115 amino acids. The record is from RefSeq and is a predicted model, not a curated record. Lineage: Eukaryota; Metazoa; Cnidaria; Hydrozoa; Anthoathecata; Hydractiniidae.